CGUGAUACCACGAGCGGUAAACAUCGAAAACAGGAAAAACUCUUUUUCGGACACAAAUCAGAAAUAAACAUUACGUAGCGAUGAAAACCUCAGAAUUGGAAUCUUUUCAGCAAUCCUAUGAGCAAAGGUUCGGGUGCUGUAUAUGCCUUGGACCAAGGCUACAGAUGGUCUCUGGACAGUGCCAGCACCGUAUCUGCGUCGACUGCCUGUACGUGGACGAAGAACGGAGGCCCUGCAUGGAGGUCUGCCCUGUGUGUUCUCAGUCGGAUUCCUUUCCGAGAAAAAGACCUAUCUUACCGAGCCAGGUAUUAGAAGUUCAGAAAUGCCUUGGAGUGCAACUCUGUCAGAGUGGUUGUGGGGCAGAAAUGUGGUACUGGGAGGUUGAAGAACAUAACAGGUGUUGUCCAAAAUCUAAAGAAGCUGAGAUUGAAAGCAAAACACCUGUGAAGAAAAGACGACGUAGCCGUAUUAAUGACAUUGGCCCAGUGAGUACAACCAGACACACACCUUCAUCCACGACACAGCUGCGUAAGCGAGCUACAAGGUCACAAAGCCUGCGUAUAACUAGAUCUACAUCAGACCAGACAGGGUUGACCUAGGGCCGGCAUCUAUGUGAAACAUAGGGUUUGCAUCUUUGUGAGAUAUGGAGUCUGCAUCUAUGUGAAACAUAGGGUUUGCAUCUUUGUUUGAUAUGGAGUCUGCAUCUAUGUGAAACAUAGGGUCUGCAUCUUUGUGAGAUAUGGAGUCUGCAUCUAUGUGAAACAUAGGGUCUGCAUUUUUGUGAGAUAUAGUCUGCAAUUAAGUGGGAUAUAUGGUCUGCAUAUUUGUGAGACAUACACCACGAUAUUUCAGCAUCUUUGAGAGACAUGUGGUCAGUUAAAAGUGAUCUGAAAAAUACCGUUCCUGUGUCAAGGUUGUGUCUGAGGGUAUUCAUCACUGUCUUAUGUGAUAGCUCUAAUUUUACAUGUCUUGCAUUUAGCAUGUUUGUGUCUUUGUUCACUCUGUUUUGUUACAUGCUGCAUAGAAUUUAACAACUUUGUGAUGACUUUGUACCCUGGGCGGACUUUAUAAUCUGUUCGGACAUAGUUUUCAAUAUUUGUGCUAAAGUUCUGUGUAUUAAACUGCUCGCUUUAUUGUUUACAUUUUGACGUGCAAUAGGUUUGAAAGAUGUUCACAACUUUGAACUUCAAAAUUUAUGUUUCUAAUGGUUAUUUUACGGCUUUUACUUUUGUCACAUUACCAGAGUAUGAUAUUUGACACUGUCAGUGAAAAUUAUUCCAGUUGAAGGAAAGGCAUUUUUUUUUUGAUGAAAAAUUCAGAGUCUGUUAAGCAGACAAUCAAAAGCCCAUUUGAAAUACUUUUGCAAACAGUCUCUGAUGUAAGUUAUUUUAAGAUUUUUUUUAAAUUGUAGCAUUAACACAUGAUUGAAUUUCGAAGUGAAUACCUCAACAGAGCUCAAUUUUUUUCAAAAAAAACACUAUUCAUUUGAAGUUUUUUUGUUGUUUUUUUGAUUGGUCUAAAAAGUGAUGGCCACAAGCAAAACUUUUUUUUAUGAAAAAUGUAUACAAUUAAGUUCGACUUUUCUUACAAGUUUAUAAUAGAUCCUCUGUCAAUAAAAUAAUGUGUGUUUAUCAUAAAGUCUGUCUUAUUUACAUACUCAAAAUUAAAUCAUCAUAAUCAAACUACAAAAGUUUGUUUGGUAAAAUCAAGUUUUGUUUAAUAUUUUGACUUUAAAAUAACAUCCUUAAGCAUGAUUUGCUUAAGUUAUUUUUUUUAAAUAUUUUGGCUAUGUGUAGCUUUUCUAUUUAUAAUCUUUGUAACAUUUUGAACAAAUCUUUAUUAAUUUAUUUUUAUUGUUAAAAAUAUGUAUAUGAUAUACAUGUAAAAAAUGUAAAUAUUGCCACAGUUGUUGUUAAUAAAAACGUUACUUCUU
Messenger RNA from Mya arenaria, 1933 nucleotides. RefSeq lists its product as uncharacterized. Lineage: Eukaryota; Metazoa; Mollusca; Bivalvia; Myida; Myidae. The record is from RefSeq and is a predicted model, not a curated record. The transcript has 4 exons. The coding region runs from base 81 to 599 and encodes 172 amino acids.